UGAGGUUGCUGGACGCUGCCCAGUUGAAGCUGUACCACGAUGUGAUGCUGGAGAACUUCAGGAACCUCCUGGCUGUGGGAAGCCAGAGUUCAAACAAGAGAGAGACUCUUCAUGUGACAGGAGUAAGGUGCCUUUCCCUGGGGAGGCGUCCAUGCUGUCAAAUGACAAGCCAUGAUGUCAACAAACUGGCCAGAACUGUAGAAGGCAUAACAAGGCAAUCCCACUUCCUAGAGCAAUGCCACCGGAGAGCAGGACAGUCUCCCUGGGCCUCUGAAAAGGAUGGCUCUCUUGAGAGUCUCACAAGCAACCAUUCCAGUAUUACUGAAAAUCAAGAAUUUCCGUCUGAGAGAGCUCCGAGUUCUUCAAGUAAAACACAUCUUAGGGAGAGACGUGACCAUGGGAAACACUGUCCUCAGACUCUGGUGAAAACUAAGUCUCAGCUGUUGGCUCUGGGUGUUGACAUUCUGAGUUUCAUUUCCCAUCAAGAUAACAAUGUAUUGCGUAAAAGAGGCAAAGUCCACCGCAGCGGUGACUGUGAUGAAGUCAUUGAUCCUGUGUCCUCCCUCACCCAGUCUCCUAUUUACACGGAACAGAAGGCCUACCAGUGCAGCAAGGGCCAAGAAGCCUUCACUGACUGCUCCAGUCAGGAGAGUCAUCAGCAGGCCCUCUUAAGAAACAAGUCCCCUGUACAUAGUACACACAAGGAUACCAGUCAUAGCUCCAGUGUCACCAUUCAACAAAGUGUUCAUCCAAGAAGAAAGCGCUACUCAUGUCGCCAGUGUGGCAAGGCUUUCCAUCAAAGGUCAGCUCUUCAGACUCACCAGACUGUGCACACUAGGGAGAAGCCCUACCAGUGCGACAGCUGUGGGAAGGGCUAUAGCCGCCGUUCAUAUCUCAACGUCCACCGCCGAGUUCACACAGGAGAGAAACUUUACAAGUGCGAGGUGUGUGGGAAAGGCUUCACAAAGUGGGACCACCUCCAGAUACACGGGAGAAUUCACACGGGAGAGAAGCCCUAUAAGUGUGGAGACUGUGGCAAACGCUUCAGCUGCAGCUGGAACCUUCACACCCACCAGAGAGUCCACACUGAGGAGAAACCAUACAAGUGUGACGAGUGUGGAAAAUGCUUCAGUUUGAGCUUCAACCUCCACAGCCAUCAGCGGGUCCACACAGGAGAGAAGCCAUAUAAAUGUGAAGAGUGUGGGAAGGAUUUCAGUUCAGCCUCAAGCUUCCAAAGACACCAGCGGGUCCAUACAGGGGAGAAGCCGUUUGUCUGCAGUGUCUGUGGAAAGGGCUUCAGUCAGAGCUCGAAUUUUCAGGCCCACAAGAGAGUUCACACCAGGGAAAAACCAUACAAAUGUAAUGUGUGUGGGAAGUGUUUUACCUGGAGCCUUCACAAUCACCAGAGGGUCCACACAGGAGAGAAACCAUAUAUGUGUGUGGAGUGUGGGAAAGGCUUCAGUCACGCUUCAAGUCUGCAGACUCAUCAGAGUGUCCACACAGGCAAGAAACCAUUCAAAUGCAAGGUGUGCCAGAAGCGAUUCAGUCAGUCCUCAAUCCUCCAGGACCACGAGAGGGUGCACACUGGGGAGAAGCCUUACAAAUGUGACACGUGUGGAAAAGCCUUCAGCCAGAGGUCUGGUCUCCUAGUCCAUAGGAGAAUUCACACUGGAGAGAAGCCAUUCAAGUGUGAAAAGUGUGGGAAGGAAUUCAGAUGGAACUCAGGGCUUAGUUCCCACCUGAGGCUCCACACAGGAGAGAAAUCUACACGUGUCAGCAGUGUGAGAAGGACUUCACACAGGCCUCACACUUCCACACACAUCUGAAAAUCCACACCAGGGAGAGAACCUAAAUCUGCAACAUGAGGUGUAAGGGCUUCAGUCAGAGAUCACAUCUAAUCUACCCCCAGGGGGUCCACACUGCAGCAGGCGGCUACACUGCAGGGAACCCCUAGGUUUGUUCUGCAGUCAGGUGGGCUCUAUGCUGCUGGUUGUUAAAGGCUCACCAAACCCAGAGGUUUCAGGAGAUACUUUAUUUUGGUAUUUUGCCCUCAACUCAUUCUCCUAUCCAGCUCAUUAUGAAAAAGGAAGAUAGUGGUUGAGAAUGGACCUUCUUAGCGCACACAUAAAAACACUAGAGGCAUAUGUAGCGAAGGAUUCUGAUUUAAUUAUAAAAGGAAGAAUUGUCAAUUGUCAGGAAUAAAACCAACAGAAAAUCAUAGUGAUUCAAACUAAUGCUGAGAUUGUUUCAUUAUGGGUAACCAAUAAAAAUUAGCCAAGAGCUUGUAUCAACUAUA
Grammomys surdaster is the source of this 2296-nucleotide messenger RNA. Its product is annotated as zinc finger protein 235-like. The record is from RefSeq and is a predicted model, not a curated record. The transcript has 2 exons. Bases 45 to 1826 code for a protein of 593 amino acids. Lineage: Eukaryota; Metazoa; Chordata; Mammalia; Rodentia; Muridae.